Messenger RNA from Conger conger (European conger), 3401 nucleotides. RefSeq names its product transmembrane protein 169-like. The record is from RefSeq and is a predicted model, not a curated record. Bases 311 to 1207 code for a protein of 298 amino acids. The transcript is spliced from 3 exons. Lineage: Eukaryota; Metazoa; Chordata; Actinopteri; Anguilliformes; Congridae.
GGCGGAAUGGAAGAGACCCUGGAAGCUGGCGCUCCGGCAGCUUUUGACUAAAAGAGGCCUUAGUGUGGAAGCUAGCGCUAUCGUUUUUCUUUUCUGGCGUUAUUACAUGUUAAACCAAAAAUAAUAGUAAUUGCAACACGGUGCUCGGCCGGAGUUACCCAGUUCAUUUUUUAUCGUUGCGUCUCUUCAAUGACUGCAAGUAUUGGCAGAAUGGAGACACAGAUGUGCAUUUAUUUAAACUAACUACCAGUCUGGCUCAGAAUAACAGUGAAGUGGAGCUUUGUGGAAGGGGAGGUGGCUCAGCUUAAGGAUGGAGCAGGUGGAGCACACAGGUGCUGGAAGCCCCACACAGUCCCCUCAGCAAAGGUCAGACGUAACAGGUUGCCAGGUCGAAGAGGAGGACAUUGGGAGCACCACACGGAGGAAAAGAAGAAAGAGGGAAUCACGUCCAGAGUCCAUCAUUGUGUACCGCUCUGAGACUGAGAGGGUGGCUGAGGAGGAACCGGGAGGAGAGGAGGCAGCAGAGAAGAGCUUGGAAGAGGGAGAUAAAUUCCUCUCUACCCCCACAGGGGAAGGGGGUUGGAGCUUGCCCGCCGACAGCCGAUACGUGACCCUGACCGGCACCAUCACUCGGGGGAAGAAGAAGGGUCAGGUGGUGGACAUUCAUGUGACCCUCACGGAAAAGGAGUUGCGUGAGCUGACCAGGUCUAAGGAGCGUCUGGAUGCCGAGUGCGAGCACGACGCGGACGCCAAGCGCUCCUGCGGCCUGGGCAUCGGCCAGGGCCCCCACGUGGUGCUAUGGAGCCUCUCCUGCGCCCCCGUGGUCUUCCUCCUGUCCUUCAUCACCUCCUUCUACUACGGCACGCUCACCUGGUACAACGUCUUUCUGGUGUACAACGAGGAGCGGACGUUCUGGCACAAGAUCACCAUCUGCCCCUUCCUGAUCAUCUUCUAUCCGUUGCUGAUCAUGGCGGUGUCGCUCUCGUUGGCGCUGUACGCCGCCGUGGUCCAGGUGUCCUGGGCCUUCAGGGAGUGGUGGCUGGCCGUCAGGGACCUGGAGAAGGGCUUCUGCGGCUGGGCCUGUGGGAAGCUCGGUCUGGAGGACUGCUCUCCCUACAGCAUAGUGGAGCUGCUGGACUCCAACACCAUCUCCGGGAGCCUCCAGAGCAAGGCGACCGACGAGAGCCUGCAGACCACAUCCGUGUGACCAAACCAACGUGAUACCGCAAAUACUCCGGGGGUUGGCCACCCUCCACAGUGCAAGGUCCAUGGGAUGUCUCCUCCUAGCCUCUAUAGUUUUAAGUUCCUCAGAAAAUGUUUUUAUUUUUUUUUAUUUUUAAAGGUACUGGUAACAUCUCUGUUAACAGAACAAGCACAAUUCAGACUAUUUUAAAGAAUUUUCCAUGUGGGUGUUCGCCAUACAAGUCAGAGAGUGUGUGUGUGUGUGUGUGUGUGUGUGUGUGUCUUUGGGAAGGGAGGGCAGGGUGUGUCUAUUUUACUGUGAACUUUUUUAAAGCUUGGUAUUUUUUCAGAAGCUAACAAAGGCAGUGUUAUUGAACGCAAGAUACUUAGAUUUCAGUGCUUUCCUGUCCUGUUGUGAAUAUGGGUUUGGAUCUUUGUAUUUUACCAUUUGUACAAUUUUCCUUUAAUCAUCAGAUGGUAUGCCUACUAACUCUCCCACAGGAGCUUAAUUUGAAUUACUACUAUACAUUCUUGCAUUGCUGUUUACUCCAUACACUGGACAACUAUAAUUUACAUUAUUCAUUGGGUGCAUGUAACAUCAUUAUAAAUAUUUAUUUGGGAUUCACAUCGACAACCAUUAAGCUUCUGAAAUAAUAUGUGCAAACAUGGUCGCUGAAUACAUGCUACUUUUGUAUGUUUUAUGUAUUUUAAUUUUCAUCCUAGCCAUAUCACAUAUAGGACCCUGAGUUUUGUUUUGUAAACAUAACCUAGCAAGCAUUUAACCUUAUUCUUGUGGCAUCAUUGUGGGCACUAACUGAUGGCAUUUGGUUUUCAAUACUAAUUACACAAGAGUGAAACUGAAAUAUACUAUAAGAUGGUACAAACUGUAAGGAGCAGUCAAAAUGCAGUCAUAAUCAAUUUUACUAUUUUCAUUAACAUGAACUGUAAGACAUAGAAUAACAUUAAACAGUUGGAGAGUAAAUGGUAAAAAACUGCAAUCUGUAGAGGUUAGGCUACUAUACAAAACAUUUUUAUUUUUUCAAUCCAAAAUUAUAGGUUUGGAAUUAAAUGGGCUGAUGUCCUCUUUUUCUCCAAUCAUUUCCUCUUUUUGGGACCAAAAAUAUCUGUCCAGGUAGGAUUCCUAAAUUGUUAAAGGUGGCUUUAACUUACUUUUUCUUUUUAAGUUAUUAUACAAAUGAUCUGUUUGCUGUUAUUGAGUCUGAAAGCCAGCUGCCCCAUUACAGCUUUUCAAUUGAAUUGAAUUGAAUUGAAUUGAAUUGUAUUUGUAUAGAGCUUUUAACAAAGUCACAAAGACGCAUUGCAGAGUAGCAGAAGGGCAAGCACCAGGCACGAACCCCCCAAAUAGCAAGCACAUGACCAGGCCUUUGCAUCCAUGUCGACAUUCCAGGUCUAAAGGGUGUUGGUCUCAUUUAUGCAUUUGGAACUUAAGCACACCCCACAUCUGCCUGCAAAGUGUUGGGAGUGUCAUUUUAAUAAUCCAAUUAAUUUGAGAAUGGUGCUGCAGCAUAACAUUUACCUUAUUUUCCAUUGGGCUCUAUUUAAGCUAUUUAUUUAAUUUAUUUGAAUUGGAAGCACACAAGUUCCUCCCAGGUAAUGUUAAAAGGGACCUCCGAGUUCCUACUGUAGCUGGGCCAUGGGGGGACUAAAGUAGGGCAAAACGCCAUCUCUUAUUUAUGUGAAGGCUAGCAUGCAUGGAUAACUCAUUGCACAUUCACUUUAACUGACAUGAUCAGGGCACUAAGGGUAGGUCUGUUCUCUUCAGGAAUUAGUAAGGGACCUGGUUGGUGGAGCUCAUAAUUUACUUAUAUUUAAGAAAUACAUUUAUUUUUUAUCAGAGUUCUAAAUGUAGGACUCAACAUGAAUGUUGGGAGCUUUCGAAAAAUUCAUGUUCAAAUCAUAGCAGGCAGUGAACUCAGAUUGUGUGCACACUGCACAGUGAUUUAAAGAGAAUUUUAAAAAGGCCCAGGUAGAUGGCCAUAAACACAUAGUUUAUAUUUGUCUCACAGACCCAGGUCACUGAGACUUACACUACUCAUAUAAUCCUUAUUUAUACCCUGUUGUCUUAACCCAGAGCUAUAAUUCACAUAGAUUUGUCUGUAAAGUGUGCAUAUUUGUAAUUAAUGGGUGUUUUAUUUAUUUAGCUUCUUUAAUAUUCUGCACAUGUAUUAUUUAAUACAAUAAAAUAAAAUAAAAAACGA